AUGCCGACUCCGAGUGACAUUACAUCCAGUGUGAAUGCUUCGUCCGUCCUAGAAGAACUCUCCACUCGUUCCACCUGCCCACCCGAGGUCGAGAGGCUGUCUUCCUGGAGAGAGUCUCGAGUACCCACCACUCUUUCUGACCGGGAUGAUUCCGAGAACUCCUUGUCGCAGCUCAUUUCAGCCGCGCACACGGUGCAGAAUGCCCUGAGUCCAGCGAUAGAUGCGACCGUCGCAUCAGCCGCUGAGCCUUCGUCUGGUGGUAGCCCUAUGAAAGAUGUGGCAAAACCCGAUGAUGAGCCUGCCGCGGGGAGGCUGAGUCCGACUGCAGAGCCAGCAUGCUUGACCAACCCUUCCUCACCCGUCGCUUCACCAUCGACCACGUCGCUGUUAAGCUACGAAUUCUCCAAUAUCCGGCUUCUCCCGAACUAUACCUCCUCUUUCUUGCGCCCAGGAAGUAAAUUCACUGGCACGCAGCAAUCCGAUCGCCAGGUCUACAAUGUUGAUGUCGAGAUUAAGCAUGUUGACAUGCAAGAAUCCUAUCUUUGUGGAUACCUACGUAUACAAGGUCUAACGGAAGAUCAUCCCACUCUCACGACAUUUUUCGAGGGCGAAAUAAUCGGCACCAAACAUACUUUCAAGACUAAGAACGAAGCAUGGGGCGCUACAGAGAAGACUGAUAUGCAGCAUUGGAACAGGUUUCAAGCGUGGCGACCACUGUCGAAACAAGCAAGGAAACCCGAUUUCACGUAUCGCAAUUAUGCCCAACGUGAACAUAUUUUCAUGCGUUGGAAAGAAUACUUUCUUGUUCCCGACCACCGCGUUAGGUCUAUAUCUGGUGCAAGCUUUGAGGGGUUCUACUAUAUUUGUUUUAAUCAAGUAGAGGGGACCGUGGACGGCAUAUACUUUCAUGCGAAGAGCGAGAAAUAUCAACAACUGGAUCUCAAGCAUGUGGAAGACCACGGGUGUACUCCCGCUAUGGAAUUCCGUUAA
This is a messenger RNA of Aspergillus saccharolyticus JOP 1030-1, 990 nucleotides long. Its product is annotated as GID4/VID24 family protein. Bases 1 to 990 code for a protein of 329 amino acids. Lineage: Eukaryota; Fungi; Ascomycota; Eurotiomycetes; Eurotiales; Aspergillaceae. Gene Ontology annotation, biological process: proteasome-mediated ubiquitin-dependent protein catabolic process; protein catabolic process in the vacuole; negative regulation of gluconeogenesis. The record is from RefSeq and is a predicted model, not a curated record. Gene Ontology annotation, cellular component: GID complex; extrinsic component of membrane. The transcript is spliced from 4 exons.